CGCUCGCUUGGCAUAACUGUUUAAAUUGGUUUUUAUUUUCUUUUUGGCGUGGCAUCGGACAAGAGCGGUAGUGUUUUCGUACGUUAGUUUCCAAACGCAUUCACGUCAAAAGGGAUUUUCUCUUUGUGUAUUAUUUCAAUCAGUGAUAUCAAAAUGAGACCCCAACAAAAUGGAGAUGACGGUUUUGAUGAGCCAGAAGUUCACCGCAAGAUCUUUAUUGGCGGACUAAAUUACCGCACUACAGACGAAUCUCUAAAAUCCCAUUUUGAAAAAUGGGGGGAAAUUGUGGACGUCGUGGUUAUGAAAGAUCCAAAAACGAAAAGAUCUCGCGGUUUCGGAUUCAUCACUUACUCCAAGGCACACAUGGUAGAUGACGCACAGAACAAUAGGCCACAUCGAAUCGAUGGCCGCGUUGUUGAAACAAAACGUGCUGUCGCACGUCAAGACAUCAAAAAUCCGGAGGCAGGAGCUACAGUCAAGAAACUGUUUAUUGGUGGAAUUAAAGAUGACCAUGAUGAAGAACAGCUGAGGGAAUAUUUCUCUGCCUAUGGCACUGUACAGAAUGUCAGUGUUGUAACAGACAAGACUACUGGAAAGAAGCGUGGAUUUGGAUUUGUGGAAUUUGAUGAUUAUGACCCUGUUGAUAAAGUUUGCUUGAAUGCUCCUCAUAAAAUUAAUGGAAAACAAUUGGAUGUUAAGAAAGCCUUACCUAAAGAUGGGUCUGACCAGAGAGGUGGAGGCAGACAAGGUGGUGGUGGUCGUAAUGACAGCUGGGGCAAUUCCGGUGGAUAUGGAAACAACCAGGGAGGAGGCUGGAACAAUUCUAAUCCUUGGGACAACAACCAAGGUGGUUGGGGUAACCAGGGUGGCGGCUACGGGGGUGGGAACAGUGGCAGGGGAGGUUGGGGUAACCAAGACUUUGGUAGCUACGGCCAACAGAGUUAUAGUGGUGGCCCAACCAGAAACCAACAGUACAGUAAUAACCGUUCUGCACCCUACAAUAUGAACCAGGGUGGUGGCGGCGGCGGCGGAAACUACGGUGGAAGCUAUGGCGGAGGACAGGGGGGCAACCGUGGAGGCAGAUUCUAAACUAUGUUUCGUGCUAAGUACACUAGUAAAGCAGUGUUAGUGCUAGUGUAGGCAGUACGCUCCGGGAGCACUAGAUACACACGUCUGGUCCACACGCGAGACCACCUAGGAGAAGCCGUCAGGAAACCUUUAGACAUGUAGUUGGAGCUCUUUGACUCAUUAUUUUAUAGAGAAUUCUAGAAUAUCUAAAAUAUGUACUGAUUUGUAAGUCUUCUAUUUAUUGUAGUACUUGGGUACUUACCGUGACAUACUUAUAAGAAAAUAGAUUGUAAAACGAGAAUAGUUACUUUUAUACGAAUAAUUAAGUACAAUUUAGGAUUAUAUCUGUUAGAUCUCCACCUGAAAGUAGCCGCUAGGUGAACUUGAUGACCAUAGAAUGAUUUAAAAGAAAUAAUUUUUUCCAGACAUUUCUCAGUAUUAAGUUCUCAAAUAGCUGUUAAAUCAAAUUAGGUUAUAGAAUUAUGACUAUAGGAUUAAUUUAAUGUAAAAUAAAAUGAAAUAAAAAAUCAGUAGGGGUUUUUCUUUAGAACUUGUAAAUAUUCCUUAUUUUGUUAGUGAUGUCAGCAUUAAGACUACAACCUGUCAAUGCUGUCAAACGUGUAAUUGUUUUUGUUAAAAUUUUAUUUUUUUCGUUAUCUCGAGUAAUCUCGUAUCCGAAAUUUCUCCUGCUUUGUUUCUACACAUUCCUUUCAUUAUUGAGAAUCCAGCAAUGAGAGAAUUUGUUUUAUUAUUCACACAAAUUUAAAGCCGUAGAACUGUUAGGAAUGAGGUCAUAUAUAACGGUACAUUUUUCUAUAGGUACUUACAUAGCUGUGUUCAUAGCGGUACUUAUUUUUUUUGUAAACUUAGUAGCGCCAUCUGUAAUUUAACACAAAAGAUAUAGUUGCGCUAUAAGGAAAAUAGAUGUCUCUCCAAUAAAUAUUGAAAUUCUAUUUGAAAAUAUUGUUUUAAAAAUUAAGAAUUAUUUGAAAUUCUAAUAAUAUUAGCUUGUCUAAAAUUGGUUCCAAUUUCGGGAAAAAGAGCAAUUUAAGUAUUCGAUUUCUUUCUAAUAAAAUUAUUUCAUACUAUUCACUAUAAUAUUUUUUGUUUAUCAUAACCUAGCAAUCCCCAUUUACCAGAGAAUCUGCAGCGGAUUCUACUAGGCUUUCAGCACCUACAGUUAGCAGAUUGAAAGUUAAUAAAAUUUAAUAUUAUUGAAAGGUAGGUAAUAAAAUCCAAAAUGUUAUCAAAAUUCAGUACACAGGUAUCUAUUUUGAUUAUAUCUGGUAAAAUGUGUCAGAAUUUCAGGUUAUUUUAGUCCAAAAACUUCAGAACAGAACAUCAACAUUUUAGUAUAGGUUAUGGUGCCAACUAGCAUUUUAGCACCAUGGCAUAUUGGACCAGCGCGGCAGUUUCGCGUCUUCCUCUUUCUAGGUAGGGUUUAAUUAGGAGUAGCCUGCUGCCAGGAAGUUGUUUAGGCUUCCCUUACGCCAUAAAAUAGGUAAACCAAAUAACUACAUAUUAAAAAUACGCAUGUCAUAUAAUUUCUUUUCAACGGCGUAGUUUUUUUCUGGGAUUAAUAUUGUGAUCCUGUAACAUCCUGACGAGGCAGUUAAGGGGUUUUUGUCGGUCUACAUUUUUUUGGCAGUGCCAGAAUAUGGUAUGUUACCAACGAUUGCAGGUAAUACCAAUAGGCACCUCUUGGUAGGCCGCAUACCAGGAUAAGUAAAAUAUAUAGCCGACUAGAGGCCGCCCGCGACUUCGUCCGCAUGGAAACCCUAUCAAUCCCGCGGGAACUCUGGGAUAAAAAGUAGCCUAUGUGUUAUUCUGGGCCUUCAGCUACCUACAUACCAAAUUUCAUGGUAAUCGGUUCAGUAGUUUUUGCGUGAAAGAGUAACAAACAUCCAUACAUCCAUACAAACUUUCGCCUUUAUAAUAGUAGUAGGAUAUAGCCGAUAACCUUAUGCGUUUAGUUUAGUUAACUCGGACUGUUGAAGGGAAGAGUUUUAAACUUCUUAAUUCCAUCUUUCCAUCUAUUUUGCGCAGCAGUGCUUUUGAAUUAUUUUAUUCAUCCUAUGUACAAACUAUAAAAAAAUAAAAGUACAUGUUACGAUUUCAUCUACACAUCUUUAGCAACUGUUCCCACCUACACCACAUCUUGAUUGAUACACAUUAAAACAUAGGUACCAUGGAUUCAUGUAUUUUCAUAUAAAAUAAACCUGAUUUCUUAAUUCCUAUAUACUUUUUUCUUCACUUUAUAUAAGGCAUCCACGAUUAUGUUUUACUUUUCAUUUCUAAUGAGUUAUUUUUAUUUCCAUGGCGAACUUCGGAGACACCGGGGUUCUGUCCAGGCCAGAUUCUUUCAGUUGAAGGUAAGUCAUGUGUUAUUGUAACUAACGUGUUGUUAUAUCUUUGUGAUCAGCAUUUUAUUUAUUUACAAUAAACAUUUUUGAAUA
Molecule: messenger RNA, 3524 nt
Organism: Amyelois transitella
Lineage: Eukaryota; Metazoa; Arthropoda; Insecta; Lepidoptera; Pyralidae
Product: heterogeneous nuclear ribonucleoprotein 87F
Exons: 6
Coding region: 154-1089 (311 amino acids)
Molecular function (GO): RNA binding
Source: RefSeq, a predicted model, not a curated record